AUGGGCAUGUUACAGUGCCUGAAGCAGUAUGUGGAACUCCUGAUUAAAGAUGGCCUUGAAACUGCAAUUAGCUGUCCGGACUCUGCCUGUCCUAAAAGAGGACACUUGCAAGAAAAUGAGAUUGAGUGCAUGGUGGCCACAGAGAUGAUGCAGAGAUACAAGAAACUUCAGUUUGAAAGGGAGGUAUUGCUGGACCCGUGCCGAACAUGGUGCCCUUCGUCGACCUGCCAGGCGGUGUGCCAGCUAAAGGAAGCGGAUUCUCCAGCCCUGCCCCAGCUGGUCCAAUGUGCUGUAUGUGCCCUCGAGUUCUGCUCAGCCUGCAAGGCCAACUGGCACCCCGGGCAGGCCUGCCAGGAGAACAACCUGCCCAUUACGUCCUUCCUACCAGGAGAAAACAGCUCUUUUUAUAAAAACGAAGAGGAUGAUGCACCAAUCAAGCGCUGUCCUAAAUGUAAAGUUUACAUUGAGAGGGACGAGGGCUGUGCACAGAUGAUGUGCAAGAACUGCAAGCAUGCCUUCUGCUGGUACUGUCUGGAGUCCCUGGAUGAUGACUUUCUCCUGAUCCACUAUGACAAAGGGCCCUGUCGAAACAAACUGGGGCACUCCAGGGCGUCCGUUAUCUGGCACAGAACACAGGUUGUGGGAAUCUUUGCUGGCUUUGGCCUUCUCCUGCUGGUUGCCUCUCCCUUCCUCCUCCUGGCCACUCCCAUCGUACUCUGCUGCAAGUGCAAGUGCAGCAAAGGCGAUGAUGACCCAUUGCCAACCUAAAAAACACCAUCUGAGUUGGCACAGGGAGCCGCUUCAAGGAUGGGCCCAUCUAUUUUUGUCCUUUUUCACCCCUUUUACAUUUUUUUUUUCCCCAUCCCACCAGCUUUGAAAGCUUUCUUCUGUUUUGGGCUCAACCUGCACCAGCCCAAGCCGCUUGGGGAUCCAUUGCUCUGCAUGAGGGAGGCAUGGCAGAAAAGCGACCCUACAUGUUUAUCUCAAGGGAGAGAGGUGCAGGGGUCAAAGGUUAGUGGACAUGAGACUCGUUGAGGGACUACUGUGUCCAAAUGUAUGAGAAGUUGCCAGACUGGGGACAUGGAGGAUGACUGCACCACUUCAGCUGCCCCCCCUCCCCCCUCUCCUCUCCUGAGGUGUGGGUUAAUUUGUUGUUGCACUUUGAUGGGUAAUUGCAAGUGAAGGAGGGGGAAAAAAAUCAACAUUAAGAAACGAUUUUUUUUUCUUUAUUAUUAUUCUUGUAUGGACCAUGUCAUGCAGGAGCCACCUUAGAAAGAACUCUUACUUCAUCACUCUGUUUUGUCGGUUUGUUAUGCGCAACAAAAGCUUUUCCCUCACCACCACACUCGAUGUAGCUCUACAGAUUCAGUCAGUAGCAUAAUAGAGUUACACCACGGAUGUUUGGUGUUCACUCGAUUUGCGCACAGAACAUGAUUUCUUUGUCAUGUCUGCGACUGAGGUAGAGAUGGGAGGCUAGCGUCACUCUCAGCUCAGUGUAUAGCACGUCCUCUUGAUGAUGUCAAUGUUUUAUAAUCCUGCGCUUUUAAUAGAACUGUGCUCAAAGUAGUGUCUAUGUGUUGUACUUUACAGUGUUUUUCCAACUGUUAGGCAAACAUAUUAAAGGGGACUGCCUCUCAAAUACAUUAAAAGGAAAAAAAAACAGUUUUUCCUGUGAUAAAAUGAUAAUCGCGUCUUGUUUUGGUUAACUAUCACCUUACUUUCUUUUACUGUCUUUGCAUUCUACAUUAAAUUCACAAAUGUCACAAAUUGAGCGGCACUCCCCUUUAGCAUUAAAUUAAACUCUAUCAAAGGACCUCGUAUCCACGUGCUGUGGAGUUGUUUUAAUUUAAUUCACUAAAAGAGAUGUCACUCCUGUAUUUCUCAGUCCCUAGGCGGCAGUCUAGCCAAAUAGAAAUGAAUGGCCUUAAAUUAAAAGUAGUGAAAAUCAGGCAAGCCCCCCAUGCACUAAAAGAACAAGUCAGAUCCAAAUGAUCCCAGGGAAAGCAUGUUUUAAGGACUAGUCAGUGAAGCCCUUUAUAUCCAGACGAUUCUAUGAUGUCAUUCAUAUGCCACUCUGUUAAUAGCCAUACUGUUAAAAAAAGAAAAACAAAAAAACCGAGGAUAUCUCUCUCUACAUAUAAUAUAAACAAUUGUUUUCAAAUGGUGUUCUUUGUGAUCUAGGCCCUGUAUUUUCUGAGCCUCUUUAAGCAGGAGAGCGAUCAAUCCAGCUAUGGUUGUGAAUGAUCUCAAGAUCAACUCAGAUCUCCCACUUUUUGAGUCUUAACAAAUACCCGCUGGCUCAAACUGCAAACUUGCAUAUGUUAGUGGUCCGAGUGUCUGUUUUGUUUUGUUGGUAGUUAGACCUCCAACAAAAAGCAGCUAUUCCUUGCAGGAAUGUCAGAAAAGCCUAUAGAAUAAAUUUAAAAAGCAUGUUAACUCUUUGGGCACAUGAAUAUCAAGCUGCUCUAUACUAUAUCACUUUAUCUAUGCAAGUUUGUGCAUUACCGUAAUGAUAAGGUUAUUGAUUGGCCAUGAUUAAUUGUAUGGAAGCAUUGUGUAAUGAGAGCUGCAGAAGGUCAGCAUAUCGUCGCUUUAAUUUAAUCAGGGAAUCAUCUGGAAAAUAUCCAUUUUAUGAUCAUUAUAUACAGUGCAUUGGGUUUUUUUGUUUGGUUUUUUUGUCCUUAGGCUAGUUUUAAGGUUUCCAGAGAAGAAAUUUGUCUUCUCUGGAAACCUAAAGUUGCAGUCUUCAGAAAGAAGUUGCAGUCUUUCUGAAGACUGCAACUUCUUUGCAGUCUUCAGAAAAAUGAAAUUACCUUUUUACAAAAACAAUCUUACCUGGUUAUAAUCACGGUACGCCAACUGUCAGUUCGGAGGUUUUUCAGACCAGGACAUAAUAAAAGAAAAUAUUUGGUCCUCUGGGUCCAGUGGAGGAAUAUUGGCAUGCUUAUUUUUCAGUGUUGCUUUAAUUCAUUUAGGUUUUUGUGCAAUAAUCUAUGCACAGCUCUCUUAAAGUCUCAUCACGGUAUUUCAGUUGGGUUGAUGUCUGGAUUUUGACUGUGUCAUUGCAACACCUUGAUUUGCCGUCCCACCCCACCCUUUUCCCCCCCUCUUUUCAGCCAUUCUGUUGUGUUUUGGAUAAUUGCCCUGGUCAGCUAUGGACAGGUGUUCUCACAUUUAACUCUAGAAUACUUUGGCUUACAGAUGAGUGCAUGGUCAACUCAAAGAUUGCAAGUUGUCCUGUGGCUCGAAAUCAAGCCCCAAUCAUCACCCCUCUAUCACCGUGCUUGAUAGCUGGUCUGAGGGGUCUGUAUUGAUUUGUUGAAAACCAAACACAGCAUAAGUGGCAUUAGGCUUUAUAGCCUAACGUCUCCACUUUGGUCGCAUCUAUCCAAAGGAUGUUGUUCCAGAAGCCUUGCAAGUUGUUCAGAUUCAGCUUUGCAAACCUAAGGAGUCCUUUAUAGAGAGAAGAGACGUUGUCCUGGUAACACUUCCAAACAAGCCAUACUUGUUUGUUUUUCUCUUUUUUCUAAUUGUACUGUCAUCUUUAACAUUUAAUAUCCUAACUGAGGCCUGGAGAGUCUUGAGAUGUAGUUAUUGGGUUUUUGCAGUUAGCACUGUUCCCUCACAGCGGUUGCCUAACAGCAAGAAGGUGCUGAGUUCGACUCCACCAUCUAGCCUUAACCAUCUCCCUUUCUCCAGGGAGUUUGAGAGAACCCACGCAGACACAGGAAGAACAUGCAGAGUACUCCAGCUUCCU
This is a messenger RNA of Pundamilia nyererei, 3757 nucleotides long. It is a transcript of the gene rnf144aa, whose product is annotated as ring finger protein 144aa. Gene Ontology annotation, biological process: protein ubiquitination. The transcript is spliced from 7 exons. The record is from RefSeq and is a predicted model, not a curated record. NCBI's taxonomy places the organism in Eukaryota, Metazoa, Chordata, Actinopteri, Cichliformes, Cichlidae. Gene Ontology annotation, molecular function: zinc ion binding; ubiquitin-protein transferase activity. The coding region runs from base 1 to 768 and encodes 255 amino acids.